Physella acuta is the source of this 2480-nucleotide messenger RNA. Its product is annotated as poly(A) polymerase type 3. Gene Ontology annotation, biological process: RNA 3'-end processing. Gene Ontology annotation, cellular component: nucleus. Lineage: Eukaryota; Metazoa; Mollusca; Gastropoda; Physidae. The record is from RefSeq and is a predicted model, not a curated record. Gene Ontology annotation, molecular function: RNA binding; poly(A) RNA polymerase activity.
UUUUUUUUUCAGGAAAGUCAUGUAACUAAAGGUAACUAAGUAAACAAGUCAAUCCUACCUAUAGGACAUAACACUUAAAAAUGGCUCAUGAAUAUGGCGGAAAUAAAAAACUAUAUCCUGGAGUUACAGGACCUUUAAGCCUUGCAGAGCCUAGAUUACAAGAUAAUGAGUUAACAGAAAAGUUGGUUGAAGCCCUUAAACCACAUAAUGUGUUUGAAAGUGAUGCUGAACUUAAUCAUAGGCUUGAAGUUUUGGCUAAGGUAAAUGAUCUUAUGAGAGAUUGGAUAAAAGAUGUCAGCAGGCAAAAGAACAAUAUUCCAGAAAACUUGGUAGAUACUUUUGGAGGAAAAGUUUUUACCUUUGGUUCUUACCGUAUGGGUGUACACACACAAGGUGCUGAUAUUGACACACUCUGUGUAGCACCUCGACAUGUAGAGCGUUCAGACUUCUUUAAAUCAUUUUUUGAACUUCUUAAAUCUCAACCUGAAGUUAAAGAUUUACGGGCAGUUGAGGAAGCUUAUGUCCCUGCUAUCAUAGUAGAGUUUGAUGGUAUUGAGCUUGAUAUGGUCUUUGCCCGUCUUGCUUUACCCACCAUCCCAGAAGACAUCAACCUCAGAGAUGAAGCUCUGUUGAAAAACUUAGAUGAGAAAAGUGUCCGCAGUCUUAAUGGUAUUAGAGUGACAGAUGAAAUUUUGCAUCUUGUUCCAAAUCAAGAAAAUUUUCGAAUGACACUACGUGCUAUUAAGUUGUGGGCUAAAAAGAAAGGGAUUUAUUCUAAUGCUCUGGGUUACCUAGGUGGUGUAUCGUGGGCCAUGCUUGUUGCUAGAGUUUGCCAGUUAUACCCCAAGGCUGCCCCGGCAACCAUUGUCCACAGAUUUUUCCUUGUUUUUUCAAAAUGGGAUUGGCCGUCUCCUGUGUUAUUGAAACCACUAGAUACAGAAAACAAACUUGGCUUUACUGUAUGGGACUCUAGGAUAAAUGCUUCUGACAGAUUCCAUCUGAUGCCCGUUAUCACUCCUGCAUACCCUCAACAGAAUUCAACAAAGAAUGUCUCACAAUCCACUCGCACUAUCAUUAUGGAUGAAUUUUCUGAGGGGUUGAAUGUAGUAACACAUAUUUAUGAAGGAAGAGAGGAAUGGAGCAGAUUGUUCGAGCGGUCAGAUUUUUUCCACAAGUAUAAACACUAUAUUGUAGUUAAAGCCAGUGCUGAAGAAGAGGACCAUUAUUUAGAGUGGAAAGGCUAUGUGGAGUCCAAAAUACGUCUUUUGGUUGGCAAUCUAGAGAGGAAUCCUAAUAUCAAACUUGCACAUAUUAUGCCAACAUCUUAUGGUCCCAUAAAUGAGAGUGAAGGUCAGUAUAUGUGCAAAUGGUUUAUUGGGCUGGUGUUUGGUCUUGUAAAUCAGGGACCACAACCAGGUGCAAAUGUCGACCUCACCUAUGAUAUACAGUCAUUCUCAGAUGUUGUACAUAAACAAGCCACCCAUAUAAAUUUGUACAAAGAAGGUAUGAAAGUGGAAAUUCAGUAUGUUAGAAAAAAACAUUUAUGUCAGUUUGUAUCACCAGUUAUAUUAAAUCAAACUAAAAGGAAAAGACAAGACAGUUUUAAAAGUUCAUCUGGAAACACAAGACGUACCAGUUUAGACAGAGGUCCAGGGGGUUCUUCAUCUACUACAUCAGCAUCAGGUGGAAAGGCAGAUCAUGAUUCAGAACUUUCUAAAGCUAUUGCUGCUGCUGAAGAAGAUGAUACUUCACAAGAAUCAAGUUCUGAUCAAGAAAGCAUGCAGUGGAACUCAGAGGAAACACCCAAUAGUGGUGGAACUGUUAGUACUUUUGAGGAUGAAUCAGAAAACCAUGAGGGUGUUGAUGAUAUAGACCGACAACUCUUCAAAGUAAAACUGGCGCAACUAACGUGAUAAACAGCUCAAAUUGCUUUAUAAUAUCAUGGAAACUCUGACUUUUAUUACCUUUUUUUUACUAAUAGAUAGAUAGAUACACAUUCUAAUAUUCCUGGGUAUAUAGUUGUUUGACAGUUAUUAAAUUUAGUACCAUCUUGACUAAUUGUAUAGUUCAGAACCAGCAUGGGUACAGUUAUUGGUAAGGAUAUUUAGGAAUAAAUUAAAAUUACUUUGGGUACAAAUUAAUCUGCUGAAUUUCUCUUAACCCUUUAUUUCUUUUUUUAAUUAAUUUUUAGUUUACAUUUGGGAUUAUUUAUAGGAGAAUGUAAGUGAGUCAAUAUCUAUUACCUCUGUAAAGUUUACAUAUAGUUUAGCUUACAUCAACUUAUCAUUCCUUGUAGGGCACUUAUAAAAGCUACUGAAGCAUCAGUUUAAAACAAAUCUUUGGGAAAAAAAAUUUUUAAACAAUUUUUUUAAUACAUUUGAAAAUACUUUGGCCCAAACCCUCAUUGAAACAUUUUUAAAAAAUAUAAAUCUGAAUAUCCACUAGUCUAAACCCUCAUUGGCUGAAAUCUAACUGCUGGC